Colletes gigas is the source of this 3105-nucleotide messenger RNA. RefSeq names its product valine--tRNA ligase, mitochondrial-like (gene ValRS-m). The transcript is spliced from 17 exons. The coding region runs from base 132 to 2939 and encodes 935 amino acids. The record is from RefSeq and is a predicted model, not a curated record. Gene Ontology annotation, biological process: valyl-tRNA aminoacylation. Lineage: Eukaryota; Metazoa; Arthropoda; Insecta; Hymenoptera; Colletidae. Gene Ontology annotation, cellular component: cytosol. Gene Ontology annotation, molecular function: aminoacyl-tRNA deacylase activity; valine-tRNA ligase activity; ATP binding.
GAUUGAUGUAAGACGGAUUAUCGUCAUUAAUUUUAACUACAGUAAAUCAGUACUUUAGUGUUAGUCGUAUUAUUGGUUAUAUUUUCUUAAGUAUACAAACGAACUCGUAAAGUACUGUUUACCAAUUUAUAAUGAAUAUCGUACGACGAAGCGAUCGUUUGCGUAUUAAUUUUUAUUGUAAAUAUUGUUACUAUACUAUUUUGACUAAACAUGUGUCAGAUUAUCCGCCGGUUUUUCAAUCCAAAGACGUAGAAAAUGGAUGGUAUGAUGUUUGGGAAAAGAACAAGUACUUUACUGUUAAACCCAGUGAUAAGGAAACAUUGAAAAUGCUACUACCUCCUCCCAAUAUUACUGGAACAUUGCAUUUAGGGCAUGCAUUAACUGUUACAAUUCAAGAUAUUUUAGCAAGAUGGUAUAGAAUGAAGGGCCACCCUGUAGUAUGGAUACCAGGUUUAGAUCAUGCUGGAAUUGCAACACAAUUAAUAAUAGAAAAGCAUCUUUCUAAAACAAAAGGCAUUGUCAAGUCUGAUAUAGAAAAAGAACAAUUUCUUUCAUAUAUUUGGGAAUGGAAGGAUCAGAAGGAGAAUGAAAUAAAGUCUCAGUUAAAAGCUUUGGGUGCCAGUGUGGAUUGGUCUAAAGAAUAUUUUACAAUGAGUAAGAAUUACAAUGAUACUGUGGUAGAAGCAUUCGUAACUCUAAAUGAAAAAAAACUUCUAUAUAGAAAAAAAAAUUUAGUCAAUUGGUCUCCUAUUUUGCAAAGUACAAUAUCAGAUAUUGAAGUAGACUAUAUGUAUAUUGAUAAAAAAACAGAAGUAGCAGUUCCAGGAUAUAAAAAGAAGAUUACAUUUGGUGAAAUAGCAUAUAUAGCUUAUCCACUCAAAGAUUCAAAAGAUAAAAUAAUAGUUGCAACAACUAGACCAGAGACUGUUUUUGGUGAUGUAGCAAUUGCUGUUCACCCGGAUGAUGAAAGAUAUGGAAAGUAUAUUGGCCAAAAUGUCUGGCACACUAUGAGGAAUACUUAUAUACCUGUUAUUGCUGAUCCUUCGGUUGAUAGAAAUUUCGGCACAGGAGCAGUAAAAAUAACACCAGCCCAUGAUCAUUUAGAUUAUAUAAUUGCUACAAAUCAUCAGUUAGACGUUAUCGACGUUAUUGAUAAAUGCGGAAACAUAACGGAGGCAGGAAAUUUAUAUGAGGGUCUUCCACGAUUUAUCGCACGAGAAAAAGUUUUAAAUGAAUUGUCGAAUAGAGGUCUCCUACAAAGUGUUUGUGAUCAUAAUGUGAGCAUACCGAGGUGUUCACGAUCUCGAGAUAUUAUAGAAUACAUAUUGAAAGAACAAUGGUUUGUCAAGUCCAAAAGUAUGGCGCAAAAAGCGAUAGAAGCUGUGGAACAGAAUCAUUUAAAUAUAGUUCCUUCUAUUCACAAACAAACAUGGUAUGACUGGUUAAAUAACAUUAGAGAUUGGUGCAUUUCACGGCAACUAUGGUGGGGUCAUAGUAUUCCAGCUUAUUACGUUACAGUUGGUGAUAAAGCUGAAUGGAUAAUAGCUCGGACUGAGAGCGAUGCGCGGCUCAUUGCGGAAAGCACAUAUGGAUGUAAUUUAGAAUUACAUAAAGACCAAGAUGUUUUAGAUACAUGGUUUUCGUCAGCAAUUAUUCCUUUUGCGGUACUAGGAUGGCCAAAGAAGACGGAAGAUUUUAAAAAUUAUUAUCCUUUAACGUUAAUGGAAACAGGAUAUGAUAUAUUAUUCUUUUGGGUUUCAAGAAUGGUCAUGUUAGGAUUGGAGUUGACCGGUCGUCUACCUUUUAACGAGAUACUUUUGCAUGGUAUGUUAUGUGAUAGCCAUGGGAAAAAAAUGUCCAAAUCGAUUGGAAAUGUCAUUUCACCAGAAAAUAUCAUUAAUGGUGCUACUUUAGAUGAAGUAAGUAUACAAAUGGAAGAAAAUCAUAAUAUGGGCAUUCUUGAAAAAAAAGAAUUGCGACGAAUGUUGGUUGCAAAUAAAAAAAUGUUUCCUAAUGGAGUACCACAAUGCGGCGUGGAUGCACUACGCGUGACAUUAUGCAGUCACAAUAUUAAAAAUUUAAAAAUCCAUUUCGAUGUAAUGGAAUGCCAAGCAAAUAAAUUUUUCUGUAACAAAAUUUGGCAAGCAGGCAGAUUUAUCUUAUUUAUGACCAAUGGAAGGGAGUACCAAGAACCAAAGAGCAUGUCAAUUAUUGACCGUUGGAUUUUAAGUCAAUUAUCUUUAAUGGUCAGCACUGUUAAUAACGCGAUCAUGCAACGAGAUUUUCAUCAAGCUAUUACAUCCAUAAGAGAAUUUUUACAUUACACAUUUUGUGAUUAUUAUUUGGAAGCAGUAAAACAUGGAUUUCAAAGUAACAAUUCAGAGAUUAUUACAAGUCACACAUAUGGUACAAGAACAUGCUUCGAAGUUUCACUACGAAUAAUUGCUCCCAUAAUGCCAUACCUUGCUGAUGAUUUAUACAAAAGAUUAUCGGAUAAAUUUACAGAGUUUUUAUCAGUGCCAUCCUUAAUGGAAGCACCAUAUCCAACGUCGGAAGAGUUUAGCAAGUGGGCGGACUAUAGAUUACAUAAAAGAUUCGACGCAGUAUUAAUGAUUGUAUCUGAAAUUAGAAGUCUUACAGGUGGUAUAAAAGGAAUACAAAAACCGAUGGUUCAUAUCGUAAUUAGUAACCCUGACAAUUUUAAUUUCUAUAACGAAGUCAUAAAUUUAAUUAAAGGUGGAUGCAGGUUGCAUAAUAUUUGUGUAUUUCAAAAACAUAAUUAUAUGCAUGAUGAAAAUAGUACAUGCUUUCAGUUCACUCCUGAUUGUACAUUUGUUUUUAUUUCACAGGAUUCUGCAGUUUUGAACACGAUCAAAGAACGUUCAAUUAAGAGGGUUUCAAACGACGAAAGCAAUUUGAAACUUCAAGAUGAAAUGUAAAUGAAAUAAACCACAGUUGUGCUCGAAAAUAUUUCAGGUGUUGGCAAUAGUAUACAACCAGAUCGAGGAAGCGGCGGAACACCUAAAAUAUUGUAAAAUAUAUUUCUAAUAAAAAUAUCUUUCUAUCUAUCAUAACUUUACCAGAUAGUUCAACUUUAUGCCAAAC